Molecule: messenger RNA, 923 nt
Organism: Brienomyrus brachyistius
Lineage: Eukaryota; Metazoa; Chordata; Actinopteri; Osteoglossiformes; Mormyridae
Gene: stpg4
Product: sperm-tail PG-rich repeat containing 4
Exons: 8
Coding region: 111-821 (236 amino acids)
Biological process (GO): epigenetic programing of male pronucleus
Cellular component (GO): male pronucleus; germinal vesicle; female pronucleus
Molecular function (GO): chromatin binding; histone binding
Source: RefSeq, a predicted model, not a curated record
GUGUUGCUAAGCGCAGAUGCGUCUGUACCGCUGAACAAACACGCGAUACUGACCAAGGGGACAGUUUUAAAGAUAAAGUUUUCAGAAACGCAUCUGAGAUAAAGGAAUACAUGACUUUAUAUAGAGAAAGAGCCCCCUCGAAUGUUAAAGAGGGACUUGGUGACGACGACAAUCACAGACCAAAGAGCAAGCACACAGGCGCCAUGACGGGCAGAGAGACUUGGUGGAGAUGUACCUUGAAGGAUUCUCCCAACCCGGGGAGCUACCACAUCCGGGACUUCAUGGAGGAGGCCGAGCUGAACCCUGUCCGGUUGACGUAUGGGUUUGGCGGCCAGGGCAGGAAGGUGCCCGUGCACUGGGGGCACCAGGGGAAGCUGCUGCUGCCGGGGGCUUACGAGCACAUGGGCUCCAUCCAGGAGACUCUCAAGCGGCCGGCCUCCUACGUCUUCAGGAGCUGUCCUCGUCCGCAGAGCCACACGCUGGGUGUCAGGGACAAGGACAUCAACCUCUCGCCGUGUCACUACGACGUGACAGAGAAACCUGUCCCCAAACUACCCAGCAAGCAUCCGAUGUUUCGCUCAACUGUGAAGCGCGCCCCCCCGCCCCCGAGAGAAGGACCGGGCCCUGGACACUACGACUUGAGGGUUCAAGCCAGCCGUGGCAUCACUUCCUGUUUCCUGUCUACGGUGCCCCGCCUUCAUAACAUACCCUCGAAAACUCCCGGGCCAGGAGCUUAUGAGCCGCCGUUGUCGAUGGGCAGGCGGCGCAUGGCAGGGCCUACCAGGGGACAAAUCUGCAGCCUCCUCUUCCGUGAUGUCUGACCUGCACAGGAUCUCAGCAGGAUGUCUGCCUUGCUAGCUGCCUCUCUCUUCAGCACCUUAGGGUUCACUUCUUACCCAGGAAGUAAAUGACUGAAAAAACAA